AUGCCAUCUUUCUUGGUGACAGGCGCCAAUCGCGGCCUUGGAUAUGGUUUUGUGCAGUGCCUGGCCAAGGAUCCCGAAAAGACCGUCAUCGGCAUCGUUCGGGACAAAGCAGCUGCAGAUAAGUCUGUUGCUGCCGAUGGCCUCACGAACGUCACCAUGAUCCAGGCCGAGGUCACCGACUAUAAAUCGCUGGUGAACGCCAGAGAAAAGGUGGCUCAAAUCACUGGUGGAUCACUCGACUAUUUGAUCAACAACGCGGCGUGGAUUGACCAAAACACCGCCGGCAAGGGUCUGGACGACUUCGAAGAUACACCGGAAACCCUGGAUCGGGGCCUGGUCGAGUCUUUCAACGUCAACGUGGUGGGCGUGAUCCAUGUCACAAACGUCUUCCUUCCGCUCAUCAAGAAGGGUUCCGCAAAGAAAGUGGUCCUUAUCUCCAGUGGAAUGGCUGACCCGGAUCUUGUCAAUUCGGGGAUUUUCGCUGACGGCCCCUACACCAUCAGCAAGGCCGCGGCAAAUAUGGCCAUGUUCAAAUAUAAUGCAAAGUACAAGAAGGAAGGCAUUCUUUUCUUUGCCCUGUCGCCUGGCGUAGUGGCAACUUGGAAGGAAGAAGAAGGAGAGCCCCCAGUGAUCAGUGAACUGAGAAAGAAUGCUCCGGGUUGGAAAGGACCUCUGACACCGCAGGAAUCGGCCGAGGCUUGCCUGAAGGUGAUGCGGGAGUUCAAUGCGGAAGAAAACGGUGGCUCUUUUGUGUCUCACUAUGGGACCAAGCAGUGGUUGUGA
Molecule: messenger RNA, 783 nt
Organism: Cladophialophora psammophila CBS 110553
Lineage: Eukaryota; Fungi; Ascomycota; Eurotiomycetes; Chaetothyriales; Herpotrichiellaceae
Exons: 2
Coding region: 1-783 (260 amino acids)
Molecular function (GO): oxidoreductase activity, acting on the CH-OH group of donors, NAD or NADP as acceptor
Source: RefSeq, a predicted model, not a curated record